UACAUUAUAUCAAAAUGGCGAUUCCCAGAUCGUGUAUGAGUAUUCGUGAGAUUGCUUCCAGUCUUCAGAAUGGUGUGCUUUCUUCUUCUGAGCUUACUUCCUUUUGUAUUCAUCAAAUUAAGGCUACUAAAUCAUUAAAUGCUUUCAUCACAGUAGCAGAGAAAGAAGCUGAGGAUUUGGCUAUUCAAAGUGAUGUAAGGAUAAAAAAUGGGUCCACCAGAGGUUUGUUAGAUGGCCUUCCUGUUGCUUUUAAGGACAAUUUCAAUACCAAGGGAACCAGAACCAGCUGUGGCUCACAGAUGUUGGCCAAUUAUUACCCUCCAUACAAUGCUACAGUGGUGCAGAAGCUGUUGAAUGAAGGUGCCAUAAUGAUGGGGAAAACUAACAUGGAUGAAUUUGCUAUGGGGUCAGGAACUGUUGAUUCUAUAUAUGGACCAACCAAGAGUCCUUGGAGAUCAGGAUUAAGGUAUAAGCUUUGGCAUCGUAAUAAACACAGACAUCAAGCAUCAUCAAUAAUGGAGAAAGAACAGUUUUCAACAUUUACGGACAAAGAUUGGUUUAUUGCUGGAGGUAGUUCUGGAGGAAGUGCAGUUGCAGUGGCAGUUGGUUCUUGUUUUGCAGCAUUAGGAUCAGAUACAGGAGGUUCCACAAGAAAUCCUGCAGCUCGUUGUGGCAUCGUUGGACUAAAACCUACUUAUGGUCUUCUGUCUCGAUACGGUUUGAUUCCAUUGGUCAAUUCUUUGGAUGUACCAGGAAUUCUAACAAAAACUGUUGAUGAUGCUAGUCUUCUUUUAAAUGUAUUAGCUGGCCAUGACCCAAAGGACUCUACAACUGUAUUAGAUCCCUUUUGUCCUGUGAAGAUCUCAGAGGAACCUAACAUUUCUGGUGUUCAUGUUGCAAUGCCUGAGGAAUAUUAUUGUCCAGGCAUGAGCUCAGAAGUAGUAGAAACGUGGAAGGAGAUUGCUGACCUUUUGGAGAGAGGAGGAGCCAAGGUCACAAAUGUUUCUAUGCCUCAUACACAGUAUUCUAUAUCUUGUUACUCAGUGCUCAAUUGUUGUGAAGUGGCUUCAAACUUUGCUCGAUAUGAUGGUAUUGAGUAUGGUCAUCGAGCAACAAAUGAAUCCUCUACAGAAAGUUUGUAUGCAGCUACUCGUCAUGAAGGUUUCAAUGAGGUAGUGAGAGGAAGAAUUUUAGCAGGAAACUAUUUUCUUUUAAAAAGAAACUAUGAUAAAUAUUUUCAAAAAGCACUUAAGGUCAGACGACUGAUUAGUAAUGACUUUCUUGGGGUUUUUGAGAAGGGAGUCAAUGUUAUAUUAACUCCUGUAACAUUAACAGACUCUCCACCUUAUUCUUUGUGGAAGCUCAAGGACAGCAGACAACAGUCCUCCAUUGAAGACUAUUGUACCCAACCUGCAAACAUGGCUGGUGUUCCUGCUGUUAGCUUUCCCUGUAAGCUAUCUAGUCAGCAGCUUCCUAUCAGCCUUCAGCUGAUGGCUCCCUGCUUUCACGAACAAACUCUUCUAACUGUAGCCAAGUGGAUUGAACAAAGACUAGAUUUUCCUCUACUAGACCUUGAAGUAUAGGAAGAAAUAACAUGCUGAAGUGCUAUACUAUAAAUUUAUAUUUAGUAAAUGUAGAGUUUGAUAUGUAAAAAUCAUUCAUGUUUAAAAUGGCUUUGAUCAAUAAAGGUGCAACAUUCAUUCCAGCUUAAAA
Molecule: messenger RNA, 1713 nt
Organism: Limulus polyphemus (Atlantic horseshoe crab)
Lineage: Eukaryota; Metazoa; Arthropoda; Merostomata; Xiphosura; Limulidae
Gene: GatA
Product: glutamyl-tRNA(Gln) amidotransferase subunit A, mitochondrial-like
Exons: 10
Coding region: 15-1583 (522 amino acids)
Biological process (GO): mitochondrial translation; glutaminyl-tRNAGln biosynthesis via transamidation
Cellular component (GO): mitochondrion; glutamyl-tRNA(Gln) amidotransferase complex
Molecular function (GO): glutaminyl-tRNA synthase (glutamine-hydrolyzing) activity
Source: RefSeq, a predicted model, not a curated record